GCCUCCCCUUCCUCGGCAGCCCUGUCCAGCCCGGGGUGCUCCAGAGGCUCAGCGCCAGCGGGGCUCCAUGGCUGAGCGAAAGAGGCGGCGGCCAUAACUCGGGGCUGCUGCUGCUGCUGGACGAAGAGCCGCUGCGAUGUCAGGGUGCGGCAUGGAGGCGGAUUACCCCGCCUUCGAGAACCCGCUCUGCGGAGAGCUCAAGCACAUCUGCAAAAGGCUCAAAGAGACCUACAAGGAGAUCAAGGAGGACCUCACCCCGUACAAGGAUGAUCGCUACUACAGUGAUGGGGUUAAGACGUCUUUCCCUUUAGGACUGUUGCAUCAGAGGCUGGCUCCAAUGCGAUUGUAUACACUGUCCAAGCGCCACUUUGUCUUGGUCUUUGUUGUCUUCUUCGUUUGUUUUGGUUUGACUCUCCUAAUAGGUAUUGCAGGUCCCCAUGUCAUUGAUUCCGUUCAUGAAACACCUCAGUUGAAUAAUGGAUCCAAGAUAAGUCUGUUAAAAUUCAGUUCACAACCAUUAUCUACUUAUAAAUUCAGUUCACAACCAUUGUCUACUUAUAAUCAGCAGUUAUGGCUAACAUGUGUAGUGCAGUUGGAAGAACCUUACGAUAAUAAAUGGAAAGCCCAGUUUAAUAUGUCGGUUACAGUAUGUGGUAUAACAGAGAAUGCAAGCAUACGAUAUUUCAACAAGGAAAAUUACACCAGCACAAGGACGCUCAACUGUGCGCAGCAAUGUGCUGAAUUUAUUGUGGUUCAUCUUGGUUACCUGAACUACAUUCGCUAUGUGAUCACUGUCGACUUUGGGAAACUUUCGCAUGACUACCAUGUCAAGAGUUACAACUUCACAUGGAAAACAUAUAACCCAGCCUUCUCGCAAGUGGAAAUCUGGUUCCGAUUUGUCUUUGUAGUUCUCACUUUCAUAGUCACAUGUCUCUUUGCUCACUCCCUGCGCAAGUUCUCCAUGCGAGACUGGGGAAUAGAGCAGAAGUGGAUGUCUAUCCUCCUUCCCCUGCUAUUGCUUUAUAAUGAUCCAUUUUUCCCCCUCUCGUUCCUGAUCAACAGUUGGUUUCCUGGAAUGCUAGACGACCUCUUUCAGUCACUAUUCUUGUGUGCAUUGCUGCUGUUCUGGCUCUGUGUCUACCAUGGGAUCAGAGUGCAGGGAGAAAGGAAGUGCAUAACAUUCUAUUUUCCUAAAUUCCUUAUUGUUGGUCUUCUGUGGUUGGCUUCUGUAACAUUAGGAAUAUGGCAGACUGUCAAUGAACUACAUGACCCAACAUACCAGUAUGGGAUUAACGGAAAUAACUUUCAGGGAAUGAAAGUCUUCUUCCUUGUGGUGGCAACGGUGUACAUUUUGUAUCUUCUCUUCCUGAUAAUCAGGGCCUGCUCAGAACUCCGUAACAUGCCCUACGUUGAUCUCAGGCUGAAAUUCUUGACUGCGUUGACAUUUGUUGUGCUUGUCAUUAGCAUCGCUAUACUUUAUCUGCGCUUUGGAGCACAGGUUCUACAGGACAACUUUGUGGCUGAACUGUCAAUUCAUUAUCACAACUCUGCAGAAUUCUUAUCAUUCUAUGGCUUGUUGAAUUUCUACCUGUACACAUUAGCCUUUGUGUAUUCUCCAUCAAAAAAUGCCCUGUAUGAGUCUCAAUUGAAAGACAACCCUGCCUUCUCCAUGCUGAACGACUCAGAUGAUGAUGUGAUUUAUGGGAGUGACUAUGAAGAAAUGCCACUUCAGAAUGGCCAAGCUAUCAGAGCCAAAUUCAAUGAAGAAUCGGACAGCGAUUAAAGUUUGUGUAGAAAUGGCCCACAAUAUGAGAACAAGAAGAAAUUUUCACUUCUCUCCUAUGUUCCUCCCAUGUCUACUGUGAACUGUCCAUUGCCUUCUGUGGAAGAAUUUUCUGUUUCUCCUUUUCUGUUUACAUACCUAAAACUGAACAGGGAUGGGGAGAGAAUAAUUUUUAGAUAAGAUUUAUUUUUUAAAAUCCCCGAAGUAUGCUUUGAACACCUCUGCUAAUAACACUAAUUUUAGAAAACACUUGUGAUGGGAUGCUGCAAGACCAGUUUACUAAAUCAAAGGGGCUUUGGGAGGGUCUUAAUUUAUUGUGAAUUGAUCACUGAUAAUACCCUGAUUUCCUAAUUGCUGCAUAACUAUUUACAUUGUGGUUAAUAUUUAGCAAUUUACUUUCUCCCUCCUCCAAGGUAAUGGAGUCGCAAUCUGGUGGAGGGGGGCAGUGAAGGUGCCUCAUCUCCCAGCAUCUUAUUACUCAGAAAUUGGAAACUGAUUGGCACUUCUUUCCCGUUGAGAACCUUCAGUUUCUAUGUCCUUAUUUCAGGGAUGGAGAGGUGGCAGGUAGGAAUCACAGUUGUGAUUCAACACUGUUUGUGACUUGAGUUCAUAAAAUGAAGGAGAUUAUUUUUUUCCAGUUACCUGAAAAAUGCAUUGUUUUGCAAACACUGCAUUAGGCACAACUUUUGAGAUCAAUGUAGUUUUUUAUAAUUGUAUUAGGAGUGCAAAAUAAUUUGAAAGACAGAAUUGUUUUGAGACUGCUUUACAUCAAAACAACAAUAACAUUCAAAUAGUUAGAUUACAGAUUUUAGUGAAAAGCAUAGCCUUGCACCUGAGUAUCUUCUGCAUAUUUUAAAUGAGUGGGUGCUAGUUUUUUUGUUUCGUUUUUAUGAAAGGGAACAAUAUGUAGCUUAAACACACAUUCUCUUAAAUGCUCUCUAGAUCUUUUUCUGAAUAUUUUAAGUGAUUUGGUCUUUAAUAACUAGUAACAUAAUGUAACACACAAUGUUUUGGGUGAGUACUUUGGUGGGCUCUUAGACAUCCUAAUUUUAUUGGGUGAGAUCCAAUUUGUUGGACUAAAUCUGUGUUGGCAAUGUGAAGUAGACUUUUCAGAUUCAAGUGGAUUACAAUGCUCUGCAAGAAUUAUUGGAAACAAGACAACGUGUUAUGAUUGUGUGUAGGCCACUUGAAAUAGCCUUUGAAUGAUGGCUGUCACAGGCGCUGACUGUAAUGUGAAAUGGAUCAUCUCUUAACAUGCACACACUGGGAGCAAGUCACUCUGUGUGUUACUUCAAUGGUGUGAUGAUUGUGAGGUGUGGACUUAGUCACAAUUGGUUUAAUAAAAGGUUUAAUCUAAGCCAUUUUAGAUCCUGUCUGUUUUGGAGAGAAGUAUUUAUUUUUUCUCAUCUUCAGACAUGCCUAACAUGGCUGCUUUCACAAAUAGUGUGUGUUCUUUGCUUGUCUAUGCCGAAAAUGUACUCCCUCCUGAACCUCAGAGGGUUUACCAGAAUAGUGGUGCCAAUCACAGUUUAUUGGGAAUGUGUCUUUACUGUCCUGCCUUGGUUCUAAAUGGGUUCUGUGAAUUGGUACAAUAAUAGAUUUUAUUUGAGAGAAUUACUUAAGAGAAUUUGCCAGUAUUUGUAUGCACUUUUACAAGCUCAUGUUCCUAUUCAUAAUUAACUUCAGUAGGUUCAUCUAGUGUAAACACUUCAAGCUGUUAUACUAUAGAGAAAAAUAGCAUUGACCAAUAUAAAAGAUACUAAGAUGGAUGAACCCUGUUUAAAUUGAAUGUAAAAGUUCCGUGCAUUUCCACUGGUCACACUUGAAUUACUACAAAUUUGUAUCUCUUGCUUUGCAAACUUUGUCGUGAUAUACUGCAAGCUACAGGAAUGGUUUAAUUAGUGUUUCAUUCUACAGUUAUUGGUUCAAUUCAUAGGCUGUGUAAGUAUGCUUGGGUGGAUAUAGAUCUGGAGGUCACCGACUCUUCCAUAUAUGCAAGAAGUUACAGUGGGAAGAGUGUGUGCACCAAACACUGCACACAGUACUUUGGAUCCCUGCCAUUACUUUGGACAAAUAAUUUUACAAGGUUAUAUACUGUGAAGGAUUAGUUUGGUUAUUUUUGGAAGUCAAUGUCUUCACUAAGGUGCAAUGCAUUUUCCAUAACAAAAGAUCUAGUUAUGUAGUAAUAUGAUAAACUAAAUAUACUUCAUUUUUGCUAAAAGUCAAACUUUUGGCACACCAUAUCAAUGACUCUGUUCUGUGACAGUUAAUGUGUUAGAGUGCGAGUAUAAGUUAGCACAAUGAAGAUUUUUUUUUUUGCAGUAAAUUAAAGCGAAGAGACAGAGUAUAUCCAAAUAUGUCAUAAAACUAUCUGGAAAACCAGAUGUGUAUUUCCUCCCUAAUCUUUAUACUGCUUGUUGCUAGUAAUCAUGUGGAAAAAUUGUGCUACUUGUCUUUUGGUGGGUGUAUUUUUAAAUUAUUGAUGGUUGCUUUUCUAAGUUUAUAAAUACCUAUUUUUUUUACUAUUCGUGGUUUCCAAUCUAUUUCUUCUCCUUAAUUCUAGGGAAAGAUGUUGUUUUCAUUUCUUAAAGUUUAUUGAACUUUUCAGCUGGUAACUUUUUAGCUUUUCAGUUGGUAAUGUUUGCAAUCCAAUCAUAAUUGCAUUUCCCUCUACAAAUCCCAUUGAACUGAAGUGUCCAAGGGACAAACAUGGAGCAUCCAGUUCUUUCUAUUUUCUACUAAAUGAGAAUGGGCCCGCCUGCCACCUCUGCUUAUACUAAGCAAUCCAUGAACAGCUCCUUCAUAGCUUGCUCAGUGUGUUGUUCAAACCCAGACUGCUGGCUUCUUUAGGGGCUAAACUGCCCAGCAGUUAACCCAUGGCACCCGCUUUCUCAUGCACAUUCCCAAUAUUCCUUGGGUUGUUUAACCCAUGGGCUGUCAUUAAUGUUCAAACUGGUCCAGCAUUUUGGUGCUGAUUUGUUUUUCUACUUGCAAAAUAUUUCUGCUUACCUUUGAAACUUAUCAGUGUUGCUUACUGAGCUCUACAAUGAUUUGCUGCAUAUCAGAUAAUUACAGCACAAUCCAGCCAGAAUUAAGCACUUUAUGUUUUGUUGGUUUUACUGGGAGAAUUAAGCACUUUCUUCAAUCUCUCCCAUUAAGUCAAUGAGACUGACAAGUUCUUAACUUUGGCUGCAUUAUACUGGUAAUGUUGGGUUUUGUAAAAUGCCAAAAAAAAUGUUUUCUUAAAUUUAAACUUACGAAACCAUAUUUACAGUCUUAAGAUGUGUUUUUAAAACUGGUUUCUUUAAACUGUUCAUUAGACAAAGCUUAAAAUGGUGUGGGAUGGAA
Messenger RNA from Elgaria multicarinata webbii, 5131 nucleotides. It is a transcript of the gene TMEM181, whose product is annotated as transmembrane protein 181. Lineage: Eukaryota; Metazoa; Chordata; Lepidosauria; Squamata; Anguidae. Bases 137 to 1783 code for a protein of 548 amino acids. The transcript is spliced from 18 exons. Gene Ontology annotation, molecular function: toxic substance binding. The record is from RefSeq and is a predicted model, not a curated record.